Messenger RNA from Momordica charantia (bitter melon), 3504 nucleotides. RefSeq lists its product as uncharacterized. The record is from RefSeq and is a predicted model, not a curated record. Lineage: Eukaryota; Viridiplantae; Streptophyta; Magnoliopsida; Cucurbitales; Cucurbitaceae.
CUGUUUUUUAAGGCAUUGUUUAAAGGUUGGCUGAGAAAACUUGAAGAAAGACAGCUCCCACAAUGAAAUUUUAAUGCUCUAUUCAUGUAUUUAAUGGAGGGAGGCUCUGAAUUGAAAAUGGUGUAAAUGGGCAUUUAAUUUUGAGGGCCGAUUGAUCAAUUUCUGUUGGGGUUUUCUCUCUUUUAAUUUGAGUGUCACUGAAAGAUUUUGGGAUCCGGGUCCUCUGUUUUUAGGGUUUGACUCUCUGAUAUUCUUGUUCGUCUCUGGUCCCUCUUUCUUUGGGCAUCUUGACUUCCCAAAUUUUCUUGUGGGUGUCGAUUUUUUCGUCAAAUUUCCUUGAUGGGGAUCUUAGAUUUGAUCUGGGUUUUAAAUUUCGCACUGAACCAGAGCUGGCUGAACCGCCAUUGCUGAGUUCAACUCAAGUUCUGAGCCUCUCUUCAUUUUUUUGAGGGAUUUUCUUUUUCCCUUCCGAAUUAGUUUUGAUGCAUUAUUCACUAUGGAAGCCGCUGUCUCACUGCGCGGCUUUGAUUAUGGAUAAGAAGAGUAGGAAGAAAGAUGGGUCCGAUUCGGCGAUUGAAAUCAAGAAAAAGAAGCUGAUUCUUCGAAAACUUGAAGAACAUAAGCUUAGAGAAGCUCUGGAAGAAGCUUCGGAAGAUGGGUGUCUCUUCAAAUCACAGGACGUGGGCUCUGACCCAGUUCCCAGCUUAGGCCGGUCGCGAUCGCUCGCCAGACUCCAGGCCCAGCGCGAGUUUCUUCAGGCCACAGCCAUGGCGGCCGACCGUACAUAUGAAUCGGACGACGCCAUUCCGGAGCUCCAUGAAGCUUUCUCCAAGUUCCUCACAAUGUACCCGAAAUAUGAGUCUUCUGAGAUGAUUGAUCAGCUUCGCUCCAAUGAGUACUCCCAUCUCAUGAAGGUAUGUCUUGAUUACUGUGGAUUUGGGCUGUUUUCUUAUGUUCAAACUCUUCAUUAUUGGGAGAGUUCUACGUUUAGUUUGUCUGAGAUUGCUGCAAAUUUGAGUAAUCAAGCACUUUAUGGUGGUGCUGAGAGAGGGACUGUAGAACAUGAUAUAAAGAGUAGGAUUAUGGAUCAUUUGAACAUCCCUGAGCAUGAAUAUGGCCUUGUUUUUACUGUGAGUAGAGGGUCUGCUUUCAAAUUGCUGUCUGAAUCAUACCCUUUUCAUACCAAUAAGAAACUGUUGACUAUGUUUGAUUAUGAGAGCCAGUCUGUGAAUUGGAUGGCUCAAUGUGCGAGGGAGAAGGGUGCUAAGGCAUAUAGUGCUUGGUUUAAAUGGCCCACUUUGAAACUCUGCUCGACCGAUUUGCGGAAACAGAUAACGAACAAGAGGAAGAAGAAGAAGGAUUUGGCUGCUGGGCUGUUUGUGUUUCCUGUUCAGUCUAGAGUGACGGGUGCUAAGUAUUCUUACCAGUGGAUGGCUCUGGCGCAACAGAACAAUUGGCAUGUUUUGCUUGAUGCUGGGUCGUUGGGUCCAAAGGACAUGGAUUCGCUUGGUUUGUCGCUUUUUCGCCCGGAUUUUAUCAUAACGUCGUUUUAUAGGGUUUUUGGGUAUGAUCCAACUGGUUUUGGGUGUCUUCUGAUCAAGAGAUCGGUGAUGGGAAGUUUACAAACUCAGUCUGGGUGUACUGGCUCUGGAAUGGUGAAGAUAACCCCCGAGUAUCCCAUGUACCUGAGUGACUCAAUCGACGAUCUCGAUGGAUUGGGUCGAAUUGAAGAUGAUGAAGUUGCUGGGGUUGUGGAUCAAACGUUUGAAACUCGUCAGGGAUCACAACUGCCUGCUUUCUCUGGUGCCUUUACGUCUGCUCAAGUGAGAGAUGUAUUCGAAACUGAGAUGGAUCAUGGUAACAACUCGGACCGGGAUGGAACAAGCACCAUAUUCGAGGAAAGUGAGACUAUUUCUCUUGGGGAGGUUAUGAAGAGCCCAGUAUUCAGUGAAGACGAAUCGUCAGAUUGUUCGAUUUGGAUUGACUUAGGUCAGAGUCCGCUAGGAUCUGAUAAUGCAAAUCAAUUGAAUAAACAGAAGAUUGCUUCUCCCCUGCCCCAGUAUUGGUUAAACGGAAAGAAGAACAAGCUACUCUCACAUAAACCAAAUUCUAAGAUUCACAGUCAUCUGACAUAUGACGAUCACAAAGAUUUUAACUCAGGGCCUUAUGACGAGCACCGUGUACUAUCUUUUGAUGCAGCUGUCCAGUCAGUCUAUCAGGAACUGGACAGUGUCGAGGAAGUUCCCAGGGAACUAUCUGCCGAAACAAGUGCCACAUCGGUUAGUAGUGAAAAGGAUUCCGAUACCAAAGUCAUUACAGAGAUCCAUGAAGUAACAGAAACUAGGAAACCACUUUCCAAUGGGUCCUCAAUCAAUUCUACACUAAACAAUGGAUUUCAUCUCAGCGGUUCAAAUUCCACAUCAGAAAUAUGUUCAGAGGUGAAGGAGAGCGCCAUUAGAAGAGAAACAGAAGGUGAAUUCAGGUUGUUGGGGAGAAGGGAAGGAACUAAACAUGUUGGUGGAAGAAUUUUUGGUUUGGAAGAGACUAGUAUGCAGAGCCGAGGAAGACGAGUUUCUUUUAGGAUGGAAGAGAAUGGUAAGGAGCAGUUAAACCAUAACGUCGAGACCGGAGAAGUAUCAGUGACUAGCCUAGACAACGAAGAUUAUACCAGCAAUGGAGAAUAUGGUGAUGAGGAAGAGUGGAACAGGAGAGAACCUGAGAUUAUAUGUCGACAUCUCGAUCACAUAAAUAUGUUAGGCCUGAACAAGACCACACUCCGGCUUCGAUUUUUGAUCAACUGGCUCGUCACGUCAUUGCUUCAACUAAAAUUUCCCGGUUCAGAAGGAAGCAACAAAGUGAACCUAGUUCAGAUUUAUGGACCAAAGAUAAAAUACGAAAGGGGAGCAGCAGUAGCUUUCAAUGUGAGGGACAGAAACAGGGGACUAAUCAACCCAGAGUUUGUUCAGAAGCUAGCUGAAAGAGAUGGCAUAUCUCUCGGCAUUGGAUUCCUUAGCCACAUUCGGGUCCUGGACAGCCCGAGACGCCAACACGGAGUGUUAAACCUCGAAGAUUCAUCCCUCUGCAGGCAGACCGAAAAUGGCAGGCGGGGGAAGAACGGAUUUGCUCGGCUCGAGGUAGUAACGGCUUCGUUAGGAUUCUUGACGAACUUCGAAGACGUUUACAAACUGUGGGCAUUUGUGGCCAAGUUUCUGAACCCAUCCUUCAUCAGAGAGGGGGCACUUGCUCCUGUUGAAGAAGGUUCUGAAACAACAUGAAGUUGAAGAGAAGCUAUUGGUGAGAUUUGUUCAUAUGGUGAAAGAAUCAAAUUUUUUUAAUUCCUUGUUAUGUUUAUAAUUGGUUAGAUUUUAGGAUCUGUUUCCUUUGAGAAUCUUGUAGAGGGAAGCUCUGGAAAUUUGGCAUCUUGAAGAGGUCAUGUAAAAUUUUUGGCUACUCCAUAUUAUACAUUAGCCAUAUAUUUAAUUGAAUGAAGCCUGUUCUUGCUCA